Molecule: messenger RNA, 591 nt
Organism: Schizosaccharomyces osmophilus
Lineage: Eukaryota; Fungi; Ascomycota; Schizosaccharomycetes; Schizosaccharomycetales; Schizosaccharomycetaceae
Gene: sqs2
Product: R3H and G-patch domain protein Sqs2
Exons: 1
Coding region: 1-591 (196 amino acids)
Molecular function (GO): nucleic acid binding
Source: RefSeq, a predicted model, not a curated record
AUGGCAGUUAUUAUCGAUGACGGAGUUCCCAUUUCUUCAAAGCAGUGGGAGAGUGCAGAAGCUCAAUCUGCAAAAAUACAAUCUGCGAAAGUUCAGUCAAAACCUAUUCCAAGAAAAAACAAAGUUGUCCCCAAUAAAAGAAAAAAAGGAAAAAGACAUCUUAGCGAUGAAGAUGCUUACUCAAAGUUCCAAGCUUUGUUUGGCAAGAAAAGUGCAAGGAACGAUUACAUGGAACAAAUUCCCGAUCAUGAAGCUGAUAUGUUGAGCCUUGUUGAGCAUGACCGUCACUAUGCUCUUGGAACAGACGUAAAAAUCCAUAAGAAGAGAAAAAGCAAACUUCAAGAGCUACCUGACUCAUCUAGGAAGCACAAAAAGGUCAAAACUGUUAAGAAAGAAACUAGCCUUACUUCCAAGCGCCAAUUGGAUGGCCAAGUUGUUGGCUCCUCUGCUCCAAUUAUUCAAGGAGGAAAAGGUAAAAAGUUGCUUGAAAGUAUGGGCUGGAGUGGUGGUAUGGGUCUUGGAUCUGAUAAUCAAGGCAUUACAGACCCUGUUGCUGCGGUGGUGAAAAACAACAAACGCGGAUUGGAGUAA